AUGGCCUCCUUCUUCACGGCUGCCCUGAAGAGCUUCCAGGGGGGCAAAGAGGAGCUGCCCAAGGGCCCCCCGAGGGACGACAAGGCAGCUGCACUGCCCAACGGGAUGGCCCGCGAGGAGUUUGAGGAGUACCAGCGGCAGCUGCUGGAGGAGAAGAUCGAGCGGGACAAGGCUUUUGCGCAGAGGAAGGCAGAGCGGGCCACUGUGAGGAUGCACCUGCGGGACAAGUACCACCUGACCCAGGACGAGCGGGACGAAGCGCAGAUGCACGUGGCCGGCGGGGCGGUGGAGCUACCGCAGGAAUUGGCCGCGAUGGUGCGCGGCGAGGAGGAGGAGAAGGAGGAGGAGGAAGGCGGCACCGGGGCCUUCGCCUUCCUGGCGAAGCUGCGGGAGGUGGAACUGCCGGCGCUGCGGGACCGUGCUCUGGGCGGCGUGGACCAGGUGAAGGAGAAGUGCUCCCUGAUGUAG
Messenger RNA from Lepidothrix coronata (blue-crowned manakin), 468 nucleotides. Its product is annotated as complexin-3-like. Gene Ontology annotation, molecular function: syntaxin binding. The record is from RefSeq and is a predicted model, not a curated record. NCBI's taxonomy places the organism in Eukaryota, Metazoa, Chordata, Aves, Passeriformes, Pipridae. Gene Ontology annotation, cellular component: terminal bouton; SNARE complex. The transcript is spliced from 3 exons. Gene Ontology annotation, biological process: neurotransmitter transport; synaptic vesicle exocytosis; regulation of neurotransmitter secretion. The coding region runs from base 1 to 468 and encodes 155 amino acids.